CUUGUUUUGACAAAUUGAACACGUUGCACUGGUAAUCCUUCUCGAUCGGGAUAGGGAUGCAUGCUGAAAAUAUUGUUGAAAGAUGUUACAUGACAUAUGAUAUUUAAUUUUUAUUUUUUAUUUUUUACAUGUUCUACGUAUUUAGAUUUUAAGUCCAUAUAUGAACAACUCAUUUUUUAAAGAAGUUUUUUUAAACGUGUAUAUAAAAAAUCGGGAUCGAUAUACUCUGUUAAAGUGAAAGUAACUUAUGGCCGCGAGGAUACGAAGUUUUGGAGUCUUAUCCUUGGAUUUAUUGAAAUUCUAUAUUUCCUUUUUGACGCAAGAAAUUGUAACUUUAAAAAAAAGGCAUUUAAAGGAAAAACCCGCUAACAAAUGGAUAUGUGAAACCAUAACUUCAACAAGAUGUACAUUACAUUCAUGAACUUACUGAAGUCAGUGUUGAUAAAAUACAAAGGACUACCGUUCCAUUCAUCAUGAUAGAACAAGGACAAACUGUUUACAUUAUGUGGACUGUAUUUGUACCAUCUCACAUUUUAAACAAAUCGUCAUGUCAUCUCUUUGGAAAAGUUAUAGAAGAAAACAGCUUUGUCCUCAUUUCAGACAUCUUUAACAAUGUAAAAGGAUGUGAAAAGUCAAUAGGUAUAUUCAGUCAGUUGGAUGAAACUGAGUUAAAAACAGAUGAAGAAGGAACACAUAAACCAACAAAAGAUCUUUUCAUUGAUCUGCAUUGUAAUCGUGAUGGGAAUAUCACUUGUAAAGUGACUGAAAACUUUGAGACUCUAAAUUGCAACCUUGUGAUUUUUGAUGCAGAACAAUUUUCUGAUUCUUACUUUAUGAGUUGGGAUAGUUUGUCAACAGUUAGUGGAAAUGUAGUAAACAUUUUAUCAAAAGAAAUUCAAAGUAGUAGACCUACUGUAAGAAAACCUCUGAUCCAUCAACUGCAGAUGCUGUGUCUGUUUUGCUUUCAAAUUGUUGGGUUUUUACUGGAUAACAGGUAAAUGAUAAUACAUUUUAUGGUGUC
This is a messenger RNA of Saccostrea cuccullata (small rock oyster), 1021 nucleotides long. RefSeq lists its product as uncharacterized. The coding region runs from base 474 to 998 and encodes 174 amino acids. The transcript has a single exon. The record is from RefSeq and is a predicted model, not a curated record. NCBI's taxonomy places the organism in Eukaryota, Metazoa, Mollusca, Bivalvia, Ostreida, Ostreidae.